CUGAGCAUCCCUCCGCCCCUCUUGCAUUUGUCUUAAUUCUUCUCAGAGACAAGAUGGCAACGCCGGCGGCGGUAAACCCUCCCGAAAUGGCAUCAGAUAUUCCUGGCUCGGUGGCCUUGCCAGUGGCUCCCAUGGCGAGUGGACAAGUGAGGAUGGCAGGAUCCAUGCCUUCCAGAGGAGGAAAGCGUCGCUCUGGAAUGGACUUUGAUGAUGAAGAUGGGGAGGGGCCCAGCAAAUUUUCAAGGUAUGAUGGUGAUCAAAUCACUGGUGAUAAGGAAAAGUUUGCAAGGGAGAAUCACAGUGAGAUUGAGAGGCGCAGGAGAAACAAGAUGACCCAGUACAUCACCGAGCUGUCGGACAUGGUGCCCACGUGCAGCGCCCUGGCUCGUAAGCCCGACAAGCUGACCAUUCUUCGCAUGGCUGUUUCCCACAUGAAAUCCAUGAGGGGCACUGGAAACAAAUCUACUGAUGGAGCUUACAAGCCUUCCUUUCUUACAGAACAGGAACUGAAACACCUUAUCCUGGAGGCUGCAGAUGGGUUCCUGUUUGUAGUUGCAGCUGAGACGGGAAGAGUGAUCUACGUGUCAGACUCUGUGACUCCUGUGCUGAACCAGCCCCAGUCAGAGUGGUUUGGCAGCACUCUGUACGAGCAGGUUCAUCCAGAUGAUGUGGAAAAGCUGCGAGAGCAACUGUGUACAUCUGAAAACUCCAUGACAGGACGAAUCCUGGACUUGAAGACGGGAACAGUAAAGAAAGAAGGCCAGCAGUCCUCCAUGAGAAUGUGCAUGGGAUCCAGGCGCUCCUUCAUUUGCAGGAUGAGGUGUGGAAAUGCUCCUCUGGAUCAUUUACCUCUGAACAGAAUAACCACCAUGAGAAAAAGAUACAGGAAUGGCCUGGGCCCAGUGAAAGAAGGUGAAGCUCAAUAUGCUGUUGUCCAUUGCACUGGCUAUAUCAAGGCUUGGCCACCAGCAGGAAUGACUAUACCAGAAGAAGAUGCUGAUGUGGGACAAGGUAGUAAAUACUGCCUCGUGGCAAUAGGAAGGCUUCAGGUGACCAGCUCUCCCGUGUGCAUGGACAUGAACGGCAUGUCGGUGCCCACGGAGUUCCUGUCCCGCCACAACUCGGAUGGAGUCAUCACCUUUGUGGACCCAAGGUGCAUCAGCGUCAUUGGCUACCAGCCCCAGGAUCUUCUGGGGAAAGAUAUUUUAGAGUUCUGCCAUCCUGAAGACCAAAGCCAUUUGCGAGAGAGUUUCCAACAGGUGGUGAAACUGAAAGGUCAAGUCCUGUCUGUGAUGUAUCGGUUUCGCACCAAAAACCGGGAGUGGAUGCUGAUCAGAACCAGCAGCUUCACCUUUCAGAACCCUUAUUCUGAUGAGAUUGAAUACAUCAUCUGCACCAACACUAAUGUCAAACAACUUCAGCAACAGCAAGCAGAACUCGAAGUACAUCAAAGAGAUGGGCUGUCAUCCUAUGACUUAUCUCAGGUGCCUGUUCCAAGUAUACCAGCUAAUGUUCAUGAGGGUGGAAAGUCUGUGGAAAAGCCUGAUGCUAUCUUCUCCCAAGAGAGAGAUCCUAGAUUUGCUGAGAUGUUUGCUGGAAUAACUGCUUCAGAUAAAAAAAUGAUGGCCUCUGCAUCCACAGCAGGGAACCAGCAGCUUUACUCACAGGGAAGCCCAUUUCAGCCAGGACACUCGGGAAAGACUUUCAGUUCAUCUGUGGUGCACGUGCCUGGUGUCAACGACAUCCAGUCUUCCUCCUCGACGGGCCAGAACCUGACCCAGAUAUCCCGGCAGCUCAACCAGAGCCAGGUGGCCUGGACGGGAAAUCGCCCACCGUUUCCAGGACAGCAAAUUCCAUCUCAGUCUGGCAAGGCUCAGUCGUCUCCCUUUGGCAUUGGAACAAGUCACACCUACCCAGCUGACCCAUCAUCUUACAGCCCCCUGUCCAGCCCAGCCACCUCUUCUCCAAGUGGGAAUGCCUACUCCAGCUUGGCAAACCGAAGUGCAGGCUUUGCUGAAGGUGGCCAGAGCAGCGGGCAGUUCCAGGGCAGACCGUCCGAGGUGUGGUCGCAGUGGCAGAGCCAGCACCACAACCAGCAGAGCGGGGACCAGCACUCGCACGCGCAGCCCAACCAGAGCGAGGUGUUCCAGGACAUGCUGCCGAUGCCUGGGGAUCCAACACAGGGUACUGGCAAUUACAACAUUGAAGAUUUUGCUGACCUGGGCAUGUUUCCACCAUUUUCUGAGUAGCUUGUGAAGCAGAAAUGGAAGUUCUUCUUCUCCAAGGCCAUUUCAGUGUAAUUUUGGCGCUGCUCUUUCUGUGUUGCAUUUCUGUAGAAGCUACUAAACCAGAAGACACAUUUCUCACAUUUCAGAUAGUGGUGUAGGGCUUGCUCUCUCCUCCUUGGGGUGCAUCAGUGCCAGCAGAGGAGCUCCAGCACUUGUUAGUGUUCAUUGACAGCUCCAUUGUUUGGGUUUUUUUUAUAUUUUAUUGUCAUCUACCUCAGAGAUAAAAAUUUUGCUUGUUUUAAAAAAAAAAUCUCUGAGUCUCAAAUAUUUGAAUGUGAAUGAUGCAUAAUAUUUCCUUUGAAUGGUAAUUUUUCAAUAGAUAACAAAGUAACAAAGACUAACAGAGAAAAGGUAAGGUCAUGUCUCGUUACAGUGCCUACCGCUCAAUUUCGAUGCCUUGCUUUAAGCUUAAGUUUCUGAAAGCAGACACAAUAUUCUGUUUUCUUUGAUUCUUGUAGGUUUUAGGUCACUUUAAAUGUUGAGAUUAAGCAACAUAAUGUAGGCCUCUCUCACCAGAAGAUUCAGCUCUGCCUUUUCUAACUUAAACUUGAAUGUGUGUACAUUUUGGUACUUUAUGUAUAUCUUGUGCUGUAUGAAGUGAUUUCUUGUACUGGUUUCUUUUGCCUUUACAAAGGGUCCAUUCUGGAGUGUACUGAAAAGGUUGAUGGUGUAUGUGAAGGAUUUGAAUAUUGUGGGAGUCUCCAUCACUUCACAUAGGUGUUCUUACUUUUAAUUCAGGUGGUUCUCUGUUCAGAACAAACAUUUACUUACAUAAGCUAUUAGUCUGGUUUUGCACUGAAUUGAGGCCUAUAACCUUGUACAUUUCUCACUGGCUGCUUUAAUUAUUAUUGUUCUUGCUUUCCCAAAAAUAUUGCCUCUUAAAAAAUGACUGUAAACACAUCAAGAUUGCAUUUUCUAUAUUAGCUGCAUUUCCUUUCUGUGAAGUACUUUUUAUACUGUGAAACCUCACAUUUUAACAGUGGAAGGUGGUGGCCUGUUACUAGGAAAUCGUUCAAGCUCAUUUGCUGCAAACAGCGAGAUGGUUUUGUAGUGUAUAAUUUUUUUAAAGUGAGUUGGUAAUAGAUAUUGAUUGGACUAUUGUCCACUGCUUACACAGUGAUAACUUGAAUUUUUGCUUGGAUUCCCAAGCAAAUGCUUCUGCUAACCCUGUUCUGUUAAAAAUGGGAUUUUCAGCAUACCAGGUUUGUUGAGGACUCUUGACUGCUCUGAAUGUUGUAUGCUUUUCCACAGAGGUAAGUUAAUCACCUUCCUCUUGGGCGAGUCACCUGCCAUAUGUCUUCAUGAGAGAUGUGGUAGGAAUCUUUUUGUUCAGUAUUUCAUAUGCAUGAUGAGUUACAGAGGUUGGAUUGUGAGGAUUUUAUCCUGAUCAUUUCUUCCAGGAUGAGAGGAAAAAGAAUCACAAAGGCCCAAGUUCCUGCAUACAGGUUGUUCAUACCCUUUGAGGUUGGGUGCAGAGCAGGAAGAGGCAGCUUCCCUCAGCUUUUGGACAUUCAGGGGCUAUCGUGGACCUGGGAAAAGCAGCCCCAGGGCAGAGACCCCAUCCAGAAGAUCUCAGUGUGUGCAGUGAUUCUUAGACUUCACAGGAUUAAGCUCCUCCUCUCAUGGCUCCUCUGGAAUUCUGGGGUGUCUCUGAGUGGGGACAGGGUGCACAUCACCACAGUCCGUGUUUUUUUUUGGUUCAGGUGAGCGUGGCCCAGGGACAGGGCUGGCACAGAUGGGGCUGUGCCCGUCUGACACUGCGGUCCCAGCCUUCUCCCAGAUCAGCAUGUCAUGUUCAGUAGCCAGGAAGAGUCCUCUUUACUAUUUCUCUCACUAAAUCUGGGACCAAUCUCUUACCCUAUGUGCAAGUGGGGCUAGGGAGUCUUUUUUUUUAGGACAGUUUUGUGUAUCUCUAGAUGAGGUACUGGAGAGGCCUUGGAUCUCCUGAUCUGCACUUGCCUCACCGAAUCACACUGAGAACAAACAAAAAUCUUCCUAUCUCUUCUCCCCCAAAGAUCAGGAAAAUACCAUCUGAGGUGAGCAAGCCAUGUGCUUAGGCACUUUGCUUUUAAAUCCAUGGAUGUUUAUUCUCUUGGAGCCAUCGCCCUUUCCCCUCACGCUGCUCAGAUGAAUGACUGCUCAUGGAAUUGGAGAGGCAAAGCUCUGCUGUGAAGUUCACUGGUGUCUCUAAGAGGUGCCUGAGUGCUGCACCAGUGAGUGAGGUGCUCAGUGUCUGUGCAGGGUUUGAAAGGGCUGUUCAUGAGGGAGGGAGCAGUAGGUGAGCAGUUUGUGUCUCUCCACAGAAGAUGCUUGACAUGAUAAAUGCCAGUUCUUCUGAAAUUUUUUAUAAUUUUUUCUGUAAAGUGGAUAAUGAAUUCAGCUAAAAAGUGCUGUUCCUGUGUUUUAUUUUACCCAACAAACUGCUCUGAGUAUAUUUAUAGUUUAUUUUACUUCCUGAAUUCAAUUUCAAAAUAAGGUUUUUAAAGUCAAUUUCUUUUUCCUGACAUCAGCAAUGAUAACUUCCUCAGUGUGUUGUGGGUUUUUUACUACUGAAGAAGGCUUCCCGUGUGCAGAUUUUGGUUAUGCAGUUCAGAGUGCACUGUUAGAAGAAAUUUAAGCACAUCUCUCUUUUUCUUGUUGUUUUUUUGAAGUCAGUGCACCUGAGGGAUCAGAGCAUGGACUGCUUCUCACUUUGUGGGCUCCUCUAGGGAAGGUGAUGGCUGCUCUGUUCAGGGCAGUGUGGGCAGUGCCAGCUUUGGGUUUGGGUUUUCCCUGUCAGCCCUCUCUGUUGUGCCAUCCCGAGCCAGCGCAUUUCCACCCUUGCCCUGCUCCUCUGCCUUUCCUGGCCACCCCAUCUCCUCCAGCCCGGGUGGGAGGCGUUGGGAAUGCCAUUCCCUGCCGGCGAGGAGGGAGCAAUUCGUGACUUUGGCAGCUUUGUGCUUCUGAGGCAGCAGCAGCUGCAGGAGAGGCUUUGCUGUGCUGCAGCCCUGGCCCCGCCGUGUCCUGCCUGCUCCCCCAGCCAGCUCCCCAGGUGCUGUGGCUGACAGA
Molecule: messenger RNA, 5336 nt
Organism: Onychostruthus taczanowskii (white-rumped snowfinch)
Lineage: Eukaryota; Metazoa; Chordata; Aves; Passeriformes; Passeridae
Gene: ARNT2
Product: aryl hydrocarbon receptor nuclear translocator 2
Exons: 20
Coding region: 54-2249 (731 amino acids)
Biological process (GO): regulation of transcription by RNA polymerase II
Cellular component (GO): transcription regulator complex; aryl hydrocarbon receptor complex; nucleus
Molecular function (GO): RNA polymerase II cis-regulatory region sequence-specific DNA binding; DNA-binding transcription factor activity, RNA polymerase II-specific; protein dimerization activity
Source: RefSeq, a predicted model, not a curated record